GUACCUGUGCACUGGGAGGGAGCAGAAGGUGAGGAACAUGGGCAGGAACAUGCUCAGGAGCUUCACCUGCUGCUCGGGGCUGAGUGCUCUCAGGGUGUGUGGUCCACAGCUCCACGGCCGGAUCAGACCCAGGAGUGUGGUGUGUAGUGCCUCUCUCACGCGCUCAUACUCAGCCCCGAGUGUGUAUAGUGAGGCGUUUGUGAGAGCUGGAGUAAACCCGGAGCUCUUCUGGACUGAGGCUGCGCACAACAUAACCUGGUUUCAAAGCUGGACUAAAACUCUGGACUGCACGGAUAAAGUCUUCCCUAAAUGGUUUGUAGGAGGGGAGCUGAACAUGUGCUACAAUGCUGUGGAUCGGCACGUUGAUGCCGGGAGAGGAGAUCAGAUAGCCAUCAUCCAUGAUAGUCCUGUUACUCACUCCAAACAGACGAUCAGUUACAGAGAGCUGCUGGAUCAGGUGUCCAAGUUGGCAGGUGUUUUGGUAAAGCAUGGUGUGAAGAAAGGUGACAUGGUGGUGAUCUACAUGCCCAUGGUGCCUCAGGCCAUGAUCACGAUGUUGGCGUGCGCCCGGAUCGGCGCUCCUCACAGCCUCAUCUUCGGCGGCUUCGCCUCGAAGGAACUCUCCGUCCGCAUCGAUCACGCUAAGCCCAAACUGUUGGUCACGGCGUCGUUCGGGAUCGAGCCGAGUCGCAAGGUGGACUACAUCCCUCUGGUGGAGCGAGCGCUGGAGCUGAGCAGCCACAAGCCUCAAAAAGUCCUCAUCUACAGUCGACCAGGCAUGGAGAAAGUGCAUACACACCCCGAGCUGAGCCUGGACUGGGACAAAGAAAUGUCUUCAGCUCGUCCUCACGACUGUGUGCCUGUUCCUGCUCAUCAUCCUCUCUACGUCCUGUACACUUCAGGAACCACUGGCACACCAAAGGGUGUAGUGAGGGGUACGGCAGGCUAUGCAGUGAUGCUGAACUGGACCAUGUCCAGCAUCUACGGUCUCAGCCCUGGUGAGGUCUGGUGGGCUGCGUCAGAUUUGGGUUGGGUCGUCGGACACUCUUACAUCUGCUACGGCCCUCUUCUCCAUGGCAACACCACUGUGCUCUACGAGGGAAAACCCGUGGGGACUCCAGAUCCCGGAGCAUUUUUCCGUGUUAUGUCUGAACAUGGAACAGCGGCGGUGUUUACAGCUCCCACUGCCAUCAGAGCCAUCAGGCAACAGGAUCAACAUGCAGCAUACGGAAAACAGUACACACUCGACAGGCUCAGGACUUUAUUUGUAGCAGGGGAGAGGUGUGAUAUCGAGACACUACAGUGGGCCAAAAAGAGUUUUGGAGUUCCUGUUUUAGAUCACUGGUGGCAGACUGAGAGCGGCUCAGCCAUCACAGCGUCGUGUGUCGGUUUGGGAAAUUCUCUAUCGCCUCCUGCUGGAACUGCAGGCAAACCUGUACCGGGAUACAAUGUGACCGUGAUCGACGAUGAAAUGCAACCGGUGAAGCCGGGGCUGCUGGGAAAUAUCGUGGUAAAACUGCCCCUCCCACCUGGUGCUGCGCUCUCUCUCUGGCAGAAUGACGAGCUCUUUAAACAGACCUACUACACCAAGUUCCCUGGUUACUAUGACACUAUGGAUGCCGGUUAUGUCGACGAGGAGGGGUUUGUAUACAUUAUGUCACGUUCUGAUGAUGUCAUCAAUGUGGCAGGCCACAGGCUCUCCACUGGAGCGCUAGAAGAGUGUAUACUGCAGCAUCCCGGUGUAGUGGACUGUGCUGUAGUCGGACUGGAGGACUCAUUGAAAGGACACGUCCCUCUGGCACUGUGUGUCCUCCAAAACGACUUUGAGAAGAAUAAAUCGACAGUGCUGAAGGAGUUGGUCGGUUUGGUGCGAGAUAACAUCGGUCCUGUCGCCGCAUUCCGGAAAGUUCUGUUCGUCAGAGUUCUUCCCAAAACUCGCUCGGGAAAAAUCCCACGAUCCUCUCUGGCCUGCCUCGUCAACGCCAAGCCGUAUAAGAUCUCUCCCACUAUCGAGGAUCCUGGAGUGUUCAAGACCAUCGAGAAGGUCGUGAGGGAACAUGUAAAAGGACCUGGAAGUUAACAACACACUCUCUAAUACACCAAAGCGCACACAUGAAAGCACACACUCCAGCCGUGGUGAUCCUUUAGGAGCCCAUGACCACUCAGAGUAUGAUGUAAUUUACAUGAGAUUACCUUAACACGUUCACAUGUGUUUUUACAAUGUUAGCAAACUGUGAAGAAUUGUCAGGUUAUGAUAUAGUGAGUUGAUGUCUGAUGUCUAAAUGCACAAUAGUGACACAAGGACAAAAUGAAUUACAUGAAGUUAGCCCUGUACUGUUAAAUAGUAGCUACAUCCGGUUUAUUUGAAAAGGACAACUUUACUAUAGUUAUGUUAGUAAAGCUGAUAAGCAAGUAACAUUGUUAAAAUCAUGUAGCGUAAUGUUGCUAACAACAGGCUAGUGAAUCGAGUAACAUUACUACAGUUAAAAUACAAUAAACACUACUUGAUUUA
Molecule: messenger RNA, 2512 nt
Organism: Clarias gariepinus (North African catfish)
Lineage: Eukaryota; Metazoa; Chordata; Actinopteri; Siluriformes; Clariidae
Gene: acss3
Product: acyl-CoA synthetase short chain family member 3
Exons: 16
Coding region: 38-2080 (680 amino acids)
Source: RefSeq, a predicted model, not a curated record